AUGAAACAUGGGCUUCAAAUUAUUGAGGGAGCUGAAUCAGUAAAUCAGACGCGGUACCAGAGACUUGUUGGAAAACUGAUAUAUUUGUCUCAUACUCGGCCAGAUCUAGCUUACGCAGUAGGAGUUGUUAGCAGAAUUAUGCACAAACCUCAAAAACAUCAUCUUGAAGCAGUAUACCGAAUCUUGAGGUAUUUAAAAGGAACACCCGGGAAAGGGGUCAUUUAUGGAACCCAUGGUCAUCUAGACCUUCAUGCCUUUACUGAUGCAGACUGGGGAGGAGAUCGAGAUAGCAGAAGGUCUACAUCUGGAUAUUUCACUCUAGUUGGGGGAAAUCUGGUCACAUGGAAAAGUAAGAGGCAAAAAGUAGUUGCAAUGUCUAGUGCAGAAGCAGAAUUUCAAGGAGUAGCAAAAGGGAUCACUGAAGUUCUUUAG
Messenger RNA from Chenopodium quinoa (quinoa), 432 nucleotides. RefSeq lists its product as uncharacterized. Bases 1 to 432 code for a protein of 143 amino acids. NCBI's taxonomy places the organism in Eukaryota, Viridiplantae, Streptophyta, Magnoliopsida, Caryophyllales, Amaranthaceae. The record is from RefSeq and is a predicted model, not a curated record. The transcript has a single exon.